This is a messenger RNA of Maudiozyma saulgeensis, 426 nucleotides long. Lineage: Eukaryota; Fungi; Ascomycota; Saccharomycetes; Saccharomycetales; Saccharomycetaceae. The record is from the annotation of a GenBank genome assembly.
AUGUCCGCCAUCAAUAUUGCAUUUAAACGAUUUUGGAAUAGCCAAACAGGUCCAAAAACAGUACAUUUUUGGGCUCCAACUUUGAAAUGGGGUUUAGUUAUAGCAGGUAUAUCAGAUAUGCAACGGCCAGUUAAUAAACUUUCAGCUACUCAAUCGUUGUCUUUAUUAGCCACAGGUCUAGUUUGGGCCCGUUGGUCAUUUGUUAUUACACCAAAAAAUUAUUUAUUAGCAUCCGUUAAUAUUUUCUUAGCAGGUACUGCAGGUUAUCAAGUUUCUAGAAUUAUAAAUUAUAGAUUAGAUAAUGGUGAUUCAAUGAAACAAGUAUUCAAAUAUAUGCUAACGUCACAAGAAACUGCAAAGAAUAAUAAAUCUAUUACAACAACAACACCAGUAUCAUCAACUAAUGAAAAUUUGCAAACUCAUUAA